ACCUUUCCUGAAUUACUAAAAACGGACCCAAGUACUUUGAUACGGCUCUUUUAUAGAUUGUCAUUAGAAUCCUAUCCCACGCCUGGUGGAUAUACCCAUUCAUUGACCAUUAAACAGGCUGGGUAGAAACCAUUAAUCUAGUGCGCAGAAUUUACGCCUUAAUAUUUGACCGAUAUUUGGAAGUCUAAAAUCAGUUCAGGAGCCUAAAAUCACAGGGCGUUUUUCCGAGCUCUGCCGAAAAAGCCCGAGAAGGUGCGACUGAUAUCACUCGGAACCUAUUCGGAGAAGAACCACUAGAUAUGCCUAGAGGGCCGUAUCUGGAACCCUAAUACGUGCCAUUGUCAUUGUGACGUCAACAGUACUGUGGAAGAGCCAGAUUCGAUUCAGCCUUGGAAACGAAUUAGUAGAUAUUUUCCCGUCUGUGUUCUAAUCAGAUUGGAUAUAUGCAGAUGAUGGAAUCAUCUCCAGGAGUAACCUCUAUUCUGGACAGGAUAGCAAUCUUUUACACAGUUUCAGGCGCUGGUUCAAUCAAUGGUUCAAUGGAGGGUUGGAUGUACAAAUAUUUGAUUAUCGGAGUUAAUCGUCGAUUAAUAUCGUUCCCUCAGUCCCUGGUCAGCCUUCAGGUAGACAGUGUGUCGCACGGAACAAUACACCUGGCGAGAGGAUAAGAGCGCGGCCACUUCAUUCAGCCUGUUAGGGGAAUUAUCAUUAAAACACAUGCUGGUGUAUUUUGUUUACUUGAAAAACAAAAUAACUCGAACAUUAUAUUAACAUGUGUAAAGGAUAUCACCGAUGUACUACCGAUAGCUCUUAACUCUUAGAUGGUGAUUUAUUGCUGAUAAUUUUCUUUGAUUUUUUGGAAUGGAAACGUUGCAAACAUUUACGCUGUACAAGUGUCUGUUUACUCUGGAGAUUGUGAAUUUGUGUUUAUGUGAUGGACUCAGCAUCGUCGAAAGAUAACUGACCAGCGAUGAUGCUACAGUAGAUUUUACUCUGCAUAUAUUUAACGCUUGUUAACCCAGCAGCGUACGCCUCUUUGCCUCUAUAAGUAGUCUUUUUGCAGUGAAAUAUCGAUACAGCGGCGCGCAGUGAAUAUCAUCGAGUAUCUUACAUGGCUUUCUCAGUCUUUGACGGGUAAGCAAAGCAUGGAGUCCCUGCAAAACAUAAGCGACAACGCGACGGGAGACGUUAUGUCCCAGUUUUCUUUUGGAUACCUAUCCGAGGAUGCCAACUUCACCGGGGCUGACACUUUCAACUACUAUGAUUUCGACUUGGAGAAAUUUGCGGAAACUAUGCGAGAAGAGCUCAAAGGAUACAAGGAGCCGCGAACCAUCGCUCUGAUGUUUCUCUACUCCAUCGUUUUCAUCGUCGGACUUUUCGGAAACAUAUUUGUCAUCGUCACAGUUUUUCAUUACAAACACAUGCGAACUUUGACCAAUGUGUUUUUAGUAAAUCUGGCCAUCAGUGACCUGUUGGUCGUGCUUUUCUGCAUUCCAAUCACGCUGGGAACGUACGUUUACAAGGAUUACGUCUACGGCAUCGGGAUGUGUAAACUGACGUCGUUUCUCCAAGGAAGCGCGAUUUCUGUGAGUUCUCUCAGCCUUCUCACGAUCAGCAUCAACCGGUUCAUUGCCAUACACAGACCUUUACGCGCAAAAAUCAUAUUCUCAAAACGGCGCGUUUACUUUGUAAUUGUGGCCAUUUGGUGCAUAUCUUUCGCCGUCUUUGUGCCUUUAUUGGUUGUGAACAAUAUUAAAAACAUCGGAAUUCCGCCAUUCUUCAGCAAGCGGAUUUGUAACGAGCAUUGGGACAUACCGAACGGGAAAGAGUUGUACAACAUCCUGGUAUUUAUCUCAAUUUUCUUGAUACCACUGAUCGCUAUGGUGUUUGCGUACACUAAGAUAAGUUUGGUACUGUGGAGGAACAACGACAAACCCAUCACCCAGACUCGGAGGGUGAUUCUACAGAGGCGGCGGACGGUCAAACUGUUGAUCUGUGUUGUCGUCAUAUUCAGCGUUUGCUGGCUACCCUACAACUUCACCAACAUUUGGUUAGAAUUUAACAUUACCACCGCCAGCGUUGUCGUUUCCGAACAGAUAUACCCUCUGUUUCAAUUGCUUGGAAUUUCUAACUCCGCGAUAAACCCGAUCUGCUAUUGCAUGAUGAGUAGUGGGUUUCAGAAAGCGUUCAUAAGGUUAUGUUGUAGACGGAGAUUGAACACGAAGCCCGAUGUUAUUCUGAUGGUGAAAUUCAAGGACGGGAGUUCCGAAAGUCAAGAAAUGACGGAACUGACGACUAGAUUAUCGAGACACACUGCUCACUGAUUAUGACGUCAUAACAGUCUUAUUUAUAGACUUGUGUCAUUACAAUAUUUAUUUGAUUAACACGACAUCAUCCGAUUAUUGCUUAAUAUUUAUUUAACAUUGUGAUAUCUAUAUUUUCUUGUUUUUUUCCUGAAAUGAAUUAUUUUAUUUGUUAUAAAGUUCUCAGCAUAUAAA
Messenger RNA from Magallana angulata, 2498 nucleotides. RefSeq names its product QRFP-like peptide receptor. The transcript is spliced from 5 exons. The record is from RefSeq and is a predicted model, not a curated record. Gene Ontology annotation, biological process: G protein-coupled receptor signaling pathway. Gene Ontology annotation, molecular function: neuropeptide Y receptor activity. Gene Ontology annotation, cellular component: membrane. The coding region runs from base 1146 to 2324 and encodes 392 amino acids. Lineage: Eukaryota; Metazoa; Mollusca; Bivalvia; Ostreida; Ostreidae.